UUCAUAGUUUGGGGAGGAGAGGGGGAGAAGAAAAGUUUGAAUAUAGGCAAAAAGUGGGUCUUCUGAGUAAUUAGGGCACAGAGAUCAAAGAGUGUUGCCGUCGCUUGUGAGAGAGAGAGAGAGCAAUGGCGUCUUCCAGUUUGAUUAGGGUUUGCAGGGCUGUGACAGCGGCGACCAGGUCCUCCAGUUCCAACGGCGGAGCUGCUCUCUUUUCCUCGAAGCCCGCCACCAAUACUAUUCCGAAGCCAAAGGCAAAGGCGAAGGCGAAGGCUAAGCCCAAGGAAGCAGGUGUUUCGACCAAGCCCAAACCCACCCUCGGGAUUAUGAAGCCGAUUCCGAUCUCUCCAGCUCUGGGAAGCUUCCUCGGCGUCAAGGAGUCCUCCCGCGCCGAAGCUGUCAAGCAGAUCUGGGCCCACAUCAAGCUCCACAACCUGCAGAAUCCUGCCAACAAGAGGGAGAUUUACUGUGAUGACAAGCUAAAGGAGAUUUUUGAAGGGAAGGAAAAAGUGGGCUUUCUGGAAAUUGGGAAGCUGCUCUCGCGCCACUUUGUGAAGGCUGAAUGAAUGUCUAUUGAGUCGUUAAAUUGAUGUGUGUUGCUUUUGAAUCGAUGCUCCCCACCCCUUGGAAGAGCAAAUCCUUUUGGAUAUAGUUUUAUGCUCACCAACUUUCGUUUGAAGACCUUUUUGUGCAGGAAGGGAAGGGGUUUGGUAAUUGGAAUUGGCUGGUCUAACUUUUGGAUGUAUAAAAGCACGUAGGAUGAACAUUUUAUGAUUUAACGUAGAUCUUCUCUUGUAUCAAUUUAGUUGUUGUUUUAAGCUACGUUGAUGGCCGUAUCAUUUAUCUUAGCGUUUUAUUUUU
Pyrus x bretschneideri (Chinese white pear) is the source of this 858-nucleotide messenger RNA. RefSeq names its product upstream activation factor subunit spp27. The coding region runs from base 126 to 563 and encodes 145 amino acids. The record is from RefSeq and is a predicted model, not a curated record. The transcript is spliced from 2 exons. Gene Ontology annotation, cellular component: nucleus. NCBI's taxonomy places the organism in Eukaryota, Viridiplantae, Streptophyta, Magnoliopsida, Rosales, Rosaceae.